Strongylocentrotus purpuratus (purple sea urchin) is the source of this 978-nucleotide messenger RNA. RefSeq names its product copper homeostasis protein cutC homolog (gene cutc). The record is from RefSeq and is a predicted model, not a curated record. Gene Ontology annotation, molecular function: copper ion binding. The transcript has 7 exons. The coding region runs from base 79 to 864 and encodes 261 amino acids. NCBI's taxonomy places the organism in Eukaryota, Metazoa, Echinodermata, Echinoidea, Camarodonta, Strongylocentrotidae.
CACGCCCACUUGUUGUUGUCGCAAAAUUAGAAGCAAGAAGAGCAUUCGUCAAAACUGUAUCUGGAUCUGAUUUUAAGUAUGGAGAUUUGUAUAGAUUCAGUUGAAUCAGCAAUCGCUGCUCAGGAUGGAGGGGCAGCUAGAGUGGAGCUCUGUGCAAAUCUGUUUGAAGGAGGAACAACUCCAAGCCUGGGCUUGCUUCAAGUGAUCAAGCAAGAAUGCCCAGCUCUUCCAGUCUUCAUUCUGAUUCGACCGAGAGGAGGGGACUUUGUUUACAGCAUCCUGGAAUUCCAAGUGAUGAAGCAAGACAUCAAGCUGAUGAAAGAACACGGGGCAGAUGGUUUUGUGCUGGGAGUACUCACAAAUGAUGGAAAUGUUGACAAGGACAGAUGCAGAGAAUUGAUGGGUAUGUCAUCUUUCAUUUCACGAAGAACUUGUAAACCAUUGCAAUGCUCCCUAUGCAGACCACUACCAACAACAUUCCACAGAGCUUUUGACAUGUGUGCUGAUGGGUAUGCUGCUCUGGAGGACAUCAUCUCUCUUGGUUUUGACCGCCUGCUGACCAGCGGUCAAGAGUCAACCGUCUUAGAAGGACUGCCCAUGAUCGCUGAGCUUGUGACGAGGUCACAGGGGAGAAUAAUCAUCAUGCCAGGUGGUGGCAUUACAGAGCGCAACCUGCAGAGGAUCCUCGAUGGUAGUGGGGUGAAGGAAUUUCACUGCUCCGCCAGAACUGCCCGACAGUCACAGACCACCUACAGGAAUCCAGCCGUGUCUAUGGGAGCAGCGCUCAGACCUCCCGAGUUCAGCAUGAAGCAAGCAGACAGUGAUCUUAUCAGGAGACUGGAUGGAAUACAAACACAAAGAUGAUACAAGGUUAAAUAACUAUCAGCGUGUCCACACACAAAACAAUUUAUCCCCAAACUCUAUAACGAAACGUCAUAUAGAGAAUCAUCGUAUAAAUUCCAGGGUGUCCACACACAC